This is a messenger RNA of Leptonychotes weddellii (Weddell seal), 4091 nucleotides long. It is a transcript of the gene BDKRB2, whose product is annotated as bradykinin receptor B2. Gene Ontology annotation, cellular component: membrane; external side of plasma membrane. Lineage: Eukaryota; Metazoa; Chordata; Mammalia; Carnivora; Phocidae. Gene Ontology annotation, biological process: immune response; calcium-mediated signaling; positive regulation of cytosolic calcium ion concentration. The record is from RefSeq and is a predicted model, not a curated record. Gene Ontology annotation, molecular function: bradykinin receptor activity; C-C chemokine receptor activity; C-C chemokine binding.
GCCACCCCUGGUUGCUGGGCAGGAGCCCUGGGCUGGGCUGGAGGUGGAGGGAGGAAGUGCCCAGGAGGGCGGUGACAUCACCACCCAGCCCUUGAAAGAUGAGCCGUUCCCUCCACCUCUUCAGCUCCUGGGAGGGGUGAGGACAUCAGGCAGCCCUGCCGGGACGGAGGGAGCACCCGAGGUGCCUGUGUGGCUCCCUCUGGACAAGGGGGCCCCCCGGGCAGGGGCUGGUCCAGUUGCCUCCCCACUGCCAGGAGGACAGGAGGUCCCAGCACAAGGAGAGAGCCGGCAGUCAGCCCAGGAGCCUCACUUACAUCCCACUCUGAGUCCAAAUGUUCUCCACGUGGCAAAGAUCAAUGUUCCUGUCUUUUCAUAACGACCCUGUGCCCACCACGGCCUCUUUCGGCACAGAAAUGCUCAACAUCACCUCGCAAGUCCUCAUGCCCACCCUCAACAGGACCGUGACCAGCACCUGUGUCUACUCUGACUGGUGGAACUGGCUCAACACCACCCAGGCCCCCUUCCUCUGGGUCCUGUUCGUGCUGGCAGCCCUGGAGAACACCUUCGUCCUCAGCAUCUUCUGCCUGCACAAGAGUAGCUGCACGGUGGCCGAGAUCUACCUGGGCAACCUGGCCGUGGCGGACCUGAUCCUGGCCUGCGGGCUGCCCUUCUGGGCCAUCACCAUCGCCAACAACUUCAACUGGCUUUUUGGGGAGGUCCUCUGCCGUGUGGUGAACACCAUGGUCUACAUGAAUCUCUACAGCAGCAUCUGCUUCCUCAUGCUGGUGAGCAUCGACCGCUACCUGGCCCUGGUGAAGACCAUGUCCGUGGGCCGGAUGCGCGGGGUGCGCUGGGCCAAGCUCUAUAGCCUGGUGAUCUGGGGGUGCACACUGCUCCUGAGUUCGCCCAUGCUGGCCUUCCGGACCAUGAGGGAGUACAGAGAGGAGGGCCACAACGUCACUGCCUGCAUCAUCAACUACCCGUCCCGCACCUGGGAAGUGUUCACCAACAUCCUCCUGAACGUCGUGGGCUUUCUGUUGCCCUUGACCAUCAUCACCUUCUGCACAGUGCAGAUCAUGCAGGUGCUGCGGAACAAUGAGAUGCAGAAGUUCAAGGAGAUCCAGACAGAGAGGAAGGCCAUGGUGCUGGUCCUAGCCGUGCUGGGGCUGUUUGUCAUCUGCUGGCUGCCCUUCCAGAUCAGCACCAUCCUGGACACGCUGCUGCGCCUUAACAUCCUGUCCGGCUGCUGGGACGAGUACAUGGUCGACGUCUUCACGCAGAUCGCCUCUUACGUGGGCUACAGUAACAGCUGCCUCAACCCGCUGAUGUACGUGAUCGUGGGCAAGCGCUUCCGCAAGAAGUCCCGGGAGGUGUUCCAGAGACUGUGCCAGAAAGGGGGCUGCGUGCUGGAGUCCAGCAAGAUGGAGAACUCCAUGGGCACGCUCCGGACCUCCAUCUCCGUGGAGCUCCAGAUCCACAGACUGCCAGAGUGGGUGGACAACAGCCAGUGAGGGGGCGCCCCCUGGACCCCUGCUCCUGUGUGCCGGGCCGGAGGGACAGUGGCGCUUCAGGAUGUGCCCGGGAAGGAAUGGAAGCCAUGCCAUGGGUGUGACCUCAGGCAAUAAGUCCGCGUCUCUGGGUAAACCCAGGAGCAUCACUGCUGCCCUGCCCAAGCUGCAGUGAGCCAGGCCGUGAGGAUGGGGUGACCUCACGCACAGCCAAGGGCUCCAUACACAUGACAGUAUUAUUGUUCUCAUCUGCUGCCACCCCUGGACCAGUCUGCAUCCUCCCGGGAGUGGAGGGGGCCUGGGGACAGGAGUGACUGAGCUUCCCUCCCACGUGGUGUCCCGCCCUGCUGCAGCAUGCCGGCUCAGACCUCCGGGAGAAUGGCCACCCCAACUCUGGUGCCCCGGCUGAGUGCAUGGGGGGACCUGGCUGGGGUUUUGCCUUAGGUCCCUUAAAUCUACCCAGCUGGGACUCUGGAGGAUGAUUCCUGAGAUUAAUGAAGGUUUAACUCUGAGGGAUCCCUGGUAAGAACCCAGAGACCAGGAUUCCAUCACUUCCCGGGCCCAUGGAAAAGACGGUCUGUGCCAAAAAAGAACUCGGUGAGCACUUAGCUGGCACUUGCUGUUUACACAGCAUUGAGCACCACGGGCAAGAGGCAAGAAAAAGAGUAUAAUCUCUGCCUUGAAGGAACUUACAAACUGGAACGGGGAUGAUUGGGUAUUGGCAACUACCAGAGGGCUGUUCUGCGACCAGACAUGGUCAAGCAAGGCACUGGGGGCGGUGCAGAGGUGAGGGGUGAGGAGCCUGCCGCGGGCCGGCCCUUAACUAGUGGCACAUUGCUUGGUCCCUGCCUGUUUCCUCGUCUGUAACACCAGGGUGUUGUGAAGAUUGAAAGAGGCAAAGGCAUAGAAGUACUCUGAAGGAAGGAAAGGUGCUCUAUAAAUGUGUGGCUUUAUUAGGCACACAGAACAGAAGUAAAUUUAUUGUGACGACACAGCUUUGCCGCUAAUGACCAUGUAAAGCGCCCAUCAGUGUCUGCCACAGAGUAGGUGCUCAAUAAUGUUAACUGCCUUCCACCGUUCCUUCCCAUACUCUGUCCCUCCCACCCCCACCCCAACACACACACACACACACACACACACACGAGCAUUUUGGGGGCAGGCCACCCGUCCAGUGUUUGAUUUGUGAUGAGCCCAAGAGAUUUCUGAUUGAACUUACUCAGGGAAUCCACAUGCUCAGACCCUCACGGGGGGUGGGCAGUAGUCGGGAGCCGUCCAGGCCUGCCUACCAUUGUCCCUGUCUCAGCAACCAAGGGCACCAACCAGUGGUUUAUAAUAGCGGCAGACCAAUGAUUUGGCACGAAGGUCACUGACCCCAAAGCACUGGUCCUGGGACCAAGCUCCCCUAGAGGCCUGAGCGGCUCAUGGGUGCCGGCAGCAGCCCUGGGUCAAGAGGGCUGGCUAGGUCCGGGCAGCUGUGACGGUGAGGAAGCCCUGGGGCGGGACCCACAUGAUAAGCACCAGAACAACCGGUACUUUGCUGAACGGAGAAGGGAGAAGGGAGAAGGGAGAAGGGAGAACGCCCUCGCCCAAGAGACCAGCAGUCGGCACUGCAGAGGGGCGAGGCUCUGCCUUCUCGGGGCGGGGCGGCGGUGGGCGGGGCGAUGCGUGGGGCGGGGCAGGUCUCAGGUGUCAGGCCGCAGGAAGCUAGACCAGCAUCCUUGGCCGGAGCCUUAAGAGACAUCCCUAACCCCAAGCCCCAGCUCCUCCAAGGAGGAUUCAUUUCUUUUUUCCCACAUGUUUCACAGUCUGCCUCCUGGGGCCAGCCCCGUGCCAAGCCCCAUGGGGAGUAUGGAGAAUGCACCACCCAGGGUCUGACAUCAAGCGGCAGAGAACCAGGGCAGGGAGGGGCCAGCUCAGUAGCAGUGGAGUUCCUAAGGUACGUGGCACCUGGGCAGCGCUCAUUCGCUCGAAAAAAUAAAUGGAUACUUCUUAGCAAGCUCUCUCUGGAGAAGAUGGAAACCCAAAAAGGACCGGGAAAUUUUGGAGGGCAAACUGCCCAUAAACCCUCAUCAAGCCAGCUCUAGAUUUUAAAACAAAAAGGAUCAAAAACGAUUCCCAGGCUUUGUUCCCCUACCACACACACCCCUCCGUCCCAGUAAACAUACACACUCGUAGCUGGAGAAAAAGAGUUGAAUAAGAAGUAGCAACGAUUUAGUAUUUGAAUGAAGUUACACAGGUGCACAUAUUGUGGAAUAAAAAAGAGGCGUGCUUUGCAAAUGUGUAGCGCUCAUCCGUCAGCCAGCCUGUGAUGGUCUAAAGGUCUUCUCUGAGCAGAGCCGAGUCACAGCUCUGGGACCCUAAUGGUCACUUAGGGGUUGUCUCGUGGUCUGAGGAGCAAUCAGUCUGUGACAGGGCAGCCGCCCUAUGGGUUGUGUCAACACUGUGAUAAAGAACAUCUGGCCCUGUGAUAAAGAACAUCUGUUACAUUGUAAAGAAGGUGCAUUUCACAAUGAGAAACGGAUGAAAUGUGUAAACAUGUGUCUUUUCCAUAGAGCUUAAUAAAUGGAUGAAGAGUUUUUUGCA